Messenger RNA from Quercus robur (English oak), 2542 nucleotides. RefSeq lists its product as uncharacterized. Lineage: Eukaryota; Viridiplantae; Streptophyta; Magnoliopsida; Fagales; Fagaceae. The transcript has 12 exons. The coding region runs from base 592 to 2304 and encodes 570 amino acids. The record is from RefSeq and is a predicted model, not a curated record.
UUCAUGGUGACAAAAGCAGAGAAGAGUUGUAACUGACUGACCACCAUUUAGAGUCUCCAUAGUGCGUUAGCAUUUUGUUGCGUACGGUACUAUAUUGCGCUUUACCUGCAUUUGCUUUGCACUUAGGCCUUUGGCAAAGAAAGCCAACCAAUUUACCUUUCACACCAAAGCUACCUGACACGUUCUCUCAUUCUCUCUCUCUCUCUCUCUUCUUCUUUUUUUCUUGAAAUAAAGAAACGGUGGAAGAUACAGCCAUAGACUCAGCUAGACCAUAUAUAGAUUGUCCACACACGUACAAUUCUCUAUGUUUUUUGCAUAAUCCAAAGUCGUAUACCUCGAAAUCUUGACCGUUUGUUAUCUGGGUAUUCUUUGGUUUUACACUUUACUUCACUGUAAACGAGGAAUGCUGAGAUUGGAGUGAUCACUGCGCUGUUAUUUACUAGUACCUUUUUGCGUUGGCAUUGAACUCGUUCAAGUUUCUUGCUAAAGUCAAUGAACUGAAACACUUUGAUGAAAGUCUGACUCUGAUCAUCUCUAUUGAAAGCAAUUCAAUCUAGUCUAUUUUUGGAAUGAUUUGACAGAAUUCAAAACAUGAAUACCAGAGUCAGAACUUCGCUUCAGUCUAUGAAAGCUCCUAUGAAACAAGAAAAAGAGAAGCUGGAUAUGCAGAGGAGAAAGCAAAAUGAUGCUGCAAAAGCUACCAGGAGUCGACGGGCUUCCAGCGAGGAAAGAAAAAUUGCUUUGCAGCAAGAUGUUGAUAAGCUUAAGAAGAAGCUUAGGCACGAAGAGAAUGUUCACAGAGCUUUGGAGAGGGCUUUCAACAGACCUUUAGGAGCUCUACCUCGUCUUCCCCCUUAUCUCCCUGCUAAUACAUUGGAGCUUCUGGCUGAGGUGGCUGUCUUGGAAGAGGAAGUGGUUCGGCUUGAAGAACAAGUUGUGCAUUUUAGACAGGACCUGUAUCAGGAAGCUGUCCACAUUUCAUCCACAAAAAGAAGUGUAGAGAAUUCAGCUGAUUCAUAUGCCCCAUACCCCUCUAAGAAUCACAAAUCGGAGCAAGGCAAGUUCUCAACUCAAAAUGUGGUUGAUUCCGCUGCCUCCCUACGGAGGCAUAAACCGUCUCUUUCUGAUGAUGGUCGGGGAAAAGAGGACCAACCAUGUACUAAUUCAACAAGGAACCAAAAGGGAUCCUCAAUGCAUAAAUCUCAAACAACUAAAACUCCAGUUAAGAAACCUAUCAUAAGCCAUAUAUCAGCAGAGAAGCGGUUAAAUCCUCAGAAUUUACAACUAGAACGCAGAGUAAAAGACCAAGCAAGUCUAGAAGGGGAAACUCUUGAUGAAAGACUCAGACUGUCAGACAAUGACAGCCCAAACAGAAUUUCUGAAAAUAUUGUGAAGUGCUUAUCAAGCAUUCUCCUAAGAUUGAGUUCUACGAAAAAUCGAAAUAGUGCAGAAAAUUUACCCCCCUUUUCAACAUUAGCAGCUCGAGAAAGCAGUGAAGAAACAAAUUAUUGGGACCCUUAUGGUAUUUGUUCAGAAUUUGGAAAGAGAGACAUUGGUCCAUACAAGAAAUUAUGUCAAAUUGAAGCUGGGUCAAUCAAUCUCAACCGAACAGCAAAUUCUAUGUUUCUACUUAGCAGAUUAAAACUACUUCUCGGGAAACUUGCCUCUGUCAACUUAGAAAGCCAUACCCAUCAGGAGAAGCUUGCAUUCUGGAUAAACAUUUACAAUGCCUGCAUGAUGAAUGCAUUCCUAGAAUACGGCAUACCAGAAAGUCCUGAGAUGGUUGUUGCUUUAAUGCAGAAGGCAACAAUAAAUGUGGGGGAGCACUUGCUAAAUGCAAUAACUAUCGAACAUUUCAUCCUGAGAUUGCCUUACCACUCAAAAUAUACAUUUCCAAAGGGAGCAAAAAAUGAUGAGAAGACAGUGAGAAGCAGAUUUGGAUUAGAGUUAUCUGAGCCGUUGGUGACAUUUGCGCUAUCCUGUGGAAGCUGGUCCUCACCUGCUGUGAGAGUGUAUACCGCAUCUCAGGUUGAGAACGAACUGGAAGUGGCUAAAAAAGAGUUCUUACAGGCUGCAAUUGGAGUUUCAGCUACAAAGUUUGCAAUCCCAAAGUUGUUGGAUUGGUAUUUACCUGACUUUGCAAAGGACUUGGAGUCAUUGCUUGAUUGGAUCUGCCUUCAGUUACCAAAUGAACUUGCCAAAGAAGCAAUUAAGUGCCUUGAGAGUGGAAAAAAAGAACUUCUUUCACAGUUUGUCCAAGUUAUGCCAUAUGAGUUCAAUUUUAGGUACCUGUUAUACACAUAAUAAACUCUUGCUUCGAUUAAAUUCUUUAUUGCUUGGGUUUUAAGGGCUUUCAGGUUACAAUUUUGUUAUAGACAGCUACAGAAUGUGUAUGUGAGCUAGAUGUAUAUAUGGUCUCAUUGUAAGAAGUAUUGAGAUGAGUGAUCUCUUCCACUGAGGGGUUCUGCAUGUACCUAUGGUUUGUGAAGAGUUAGUUUUAGACCAAAAAUCAAAUAAAUAAAAAAGUAUGUUCCUGAUUCAA